Molecule: messenger RNA, 920 nt
Organism: Tetranychus urticae (two-spotted spider mite)
Lineage: Eukaryota; Metazoa; Arthropoda; Arachnida; Trombidiformes; Tetranychidae
Source: RefSeq, a predicted model, not a curated record
UCCAACCCCUUUAUUUUGGGCCAAUAAUCUAGUUCUUUGCUUGGCCCUCAACCUUUUCAAUUUUGUCAGUUUUACUUUUGCUUUCAGUUCAAACGUUUCACUAUUCAACGUGUUUCCUGUUCAUAGGCACAUAUUUAUACUUUUUGGAAUGGCAGAACAGAAUAACAACUCUGAUAAAACUACAUUCAAAGUGAAGCAUUUUGAUGAAUAUCAUGACAUAGUCAUUGAUUGGAAUGAUGAUAGACAUGAAUAUAAAUAUCAACAAGUAUUUGAACAGCUGGAAUCAAUAACUGGAGUACCAAAUAGAUAUACAAAUUCACUUAACAUACGCAGAGUGCCAUUUACGACUAUACCCGAUUAUUUUUACUUUGCCAACCAGAUAGGGAGACAAGGUAGACCAGAUAUCAGUGCAGUACGUAUUCGUGAUGGCGAAUGUUUCCAUUUGCAAUGUUAUUUACGAUUUGAAUGGUUUAGAUACAAACGUAUUUGUAUGAAUUACAGUCUAGUAGCUGAAGACAGCAUUCCUGAAGGAGUCUGCAGUCUAUUUUUUUGUCAAUACCGAUACAAUGAAGCUUACUUCAAAAAUAUAAAAAAAAUCGUUAAUAACGAGGAAUUGAAUCUAAAAAUUUCACAGAUUCUCCAACCAGUGGAUAGAAGUCAAGCGUACCGAGUUUUCAGAAAGUUUAAUAUUAGACAAUAUUUCAGUUGGAAUUGUGAGUUUCAUUUUAGGAGGAUGGGGCCUGAUGAACGUAUAUUUCACCGUCAUGAUUAUCAAAGAACUCGUGGUUAAAUAUACAUAAUAUUAUUAAUAUCUAUUUCUGAUUUAACCGAAUGUAAUAGUUUGCAUAAUGAUUUUCCCAAUAAAAUCUUGCUUUUUGAUUUUCAAUAAUAAGGUUUCCCUUUUAGUUGACAGGAGUUUC